CUCAUAUAAAACCAUGUUCACUUCAAACAACUAUGAAACCGCUUUCACUUUAGGCUAGACAGACACUGCAGUUCCAAAAUGUCUGUCCGCCAAACAAAAUACAAACAAAUGACGAAAAACAACAUACUCUUCUCCAAGACUUCAACGUCCACACCUUCAUCAUCUUCUUCUUCCCUUGAAGUCGUCGCUACUUCAACAGCGACCGGAGAUGGCAGAUUUCCACCUUCACCCACGUCAUCAAGCUUGUGACCUUCAUCUUCCCAUGUCAAGCCAUCCAAAACAACCCAUCGCUAAACUCGGAUACUUCCUUCCCCAUAUAUCCAUCCAAGAAGAUGAAAGAAAGAAGCAGGUGAGAGGAUGGGUUGAGCACUGUAGCAAGUUUUGAAGGAGGAGAGGUGUUUUGGCGUAAAGUUGAGGAGUGGGUUGGGGAGAUGUGAGAGAAGUGAGAGAAAAGUAUUUUUGGAAAGAUGUAAAAAGGAUGGUAAGAAAAUGAGGUAUUUAUAUGGGGUAGAAAAUGGGGUAAAGUUGAGGAGUGGGUUGGGAAGAUGUGAGAGAGGUGAGAGAAAAGUAUUUUUGGAAAGAGGUAAAAAGGAUGGUAAGAAAAUGGGGUAUUUAUAUGGAGUAUUUUUGGGGUACCCGUAUAGCAUUUUUGUUCCCGCAAAACGACGCAGAGAGAGCCAGAGAAGGAGAUUCGAUCAAAGUAUUUUUGCCCAGUUCAAAUGGGCUUCAGAUAAGAGCUGCUGCAACCUUGCUCAGGAGAUAUAGGCUUCUUAUCAUUCAAUGGCGGAAGGUUCUAGUCUUCAGCAUCAAAUGCAGCAAAAAAUCACCACCAAAACGGCCUGUUCCGCCGCCGCUGUGGAGGAGGUGACAAACAAGGAGCCGAACCUCUACCCGUUCGAGUGUGGCCCUCUUUCUCCCCCAUCUCCCACGCUUUCUGCCGCUUUUGAUGAUCUCAACUUUUCCCCAAAUUCUCCUUCUGCGUCUGAUAAGUCCGAUUCAGCUCCUUUCGACUCCCUAUCUAAUUCCUUCUUUGACGAUGACGAAUACCAAAUGAAUUUCGUCACCGAUUUGUUUGAUCCUGUCGAUUUUCUGGCGUAUAAUGAUAUCGAUAGGGUUUUCGGAGCUGGAUCUGAUGGUGUCAAUAGCACGGACGAUAUGGAGUUGGAGUUGGGGACAGUGUCUGAUUUUGGUCAGCCAGUUACUGCUUUGGAGUCGCAUAGUUCUCCAUCCGUUGCUGGCCUUCGAAUAGUUGGGAUGGAUUCAGAGUCGGAUACGGAAGAUACAGAAAUGAUUUCUGGGGUUAGUUAUCAAAAUGGUGUUAGGGUGAAUUCUGUGAGAUGUAAUAACGACCUAGAUUCGAAUGAAGAAUUUGGUUGGGAAGAAAUAAAUGAAAGGCUUGUGGAGGUGGAUAACAUAAUCUCAUUGAUUGAUCGAAUUGAAGAGAUUUCAGUCUCCUCUGAGAUAUCUUCUUCAGAUGGAGAUAUCUCAUUUUCUGAUGAUGGAGGAGAAGAGGAGGGCGAUAGGAAUGUUGAAUGGCAGGUACUUUUGGCAAGGGGUGUUCUUGAAGAACACAUUGAAUUUGAAAGCGAUAGUAUUGGUGAUGAGAUGUCAUCCUUAGGCAUGAAUGGUAUUUAUGCCUAUGGUACAGACUAUGACCAUGAUUCCCUUCUUGGACAAAUUUUGGAAAUUGGAAGUGUUAUGAAGGGUAGUCCUGCUUCCAAAUCUGUAAUAGAAAGUCUUCCCUGUGUUGUCAUCACAGAUAAAGAUUUGAGUAUAAACAGUGUAUCUUGUGCAGUUUGUAAAGAUGAGAUUUUGAUCGGAGAAAAGGUGAAUAAGCUGCCUUGUUCCCAUUAUUACCAUGGGGGUUGCAUCGUUCCAUGGUUAAGCAUUCGUAACACAUGCCCUGUUUGUCGCUAUGAGCUACCCACGGAUGAUGAUGAUUAUUGGAAGAAUAAAAACGAAGGAGCUUUUGAGGCUGGUUUUGUCAAUGAUUUGGAGGUAUGAGCAUAAUUCUGAACUUUUACAGUGAGAUUUGUAAUAAUCCAUGAAAUUUCUGGACUAAGGGAACUACGUUUUUGCUUAUGCAAUGUAUUUCUUUGUUAUGUAGGAGUAUAAUAUUGUAGUGAUAAAAAUUUUAAUGCAAGCGUUGCAACUCUUUUGUUAUAAUGUAAUGUGGUUUUGCAACCAACCGGGUAUAUAUUCAAUUAUUCAUUACCCA
This is a messenger RNA of Cuscuta epithymum, 2218 nucleotides long. The record is from the annotation of a GenBank genome assembly. NCBI's taxonomy places the organism in Eukaryota, Viridiplantae, Streptophyta, Magnoliopsida, Solanales, Convolvulaceae.